Histoplasma capsulatum G186AR is the source of this 372-nucleotide messenger RNA. RefSeq lists its product as uncharacterized. Bases 1 to 372 code for a protein of 123 amino acids. Lineage: Eukaryota; Fungi; Ascomycota; Eurotiomycetes; Onygenales; Ajellomycetaceae. The record is from RefSeq and is a predicted model, not a curated record. The transcript is spliced from 3 exons.
AUGGGGCUCGAUCCUGCUCUGCCUUUCAUGAGGAACCUGGACGAAGUCGCACACAUGGAUAUUCCGUCUGCCUGGGCGAAGGCUGGAGCCAGGUGGCGGCGGGCAGAGCUGAAGCCUGGAGAGACAAACAAAACAAACAAGAAGGAAAAAAGGGAACACCGGUUGGAUCCUCCCAAAAUUCUCCUGGUUGGCUGGUUUGAAAUAACCAGGUCUCCUUUCGUGCUUGGCCAGGAGACGGCAGAAUUCUUCGACAGAGGUGCUUGCCGCUACGCCUCGGAAUUACUCAGGUGGGGAAUGCAGCUCAAGGAAGACCAGCUGUGUAUUACGUGUGGAGGCAUUGGUGGAAUUUCUGGAAAUUUCAAAGAAAAAUAA